CGCGUUCCGAUUGGUUAAUAAGUGGGAGGGAUAGGGGUGUGUGAGGAUCUUCGUUUCCGGAGUAAGAUGGCUGCAGCAAAUGUGUUAAGGAACUACUACCGCGCUGUGGGACGGCUGCUCUGUGUUCGCCAUAUUAGAUUGUAUAGCAGCUUUCAUUUGCUAAAAGCAAAGUACACAUUUAGACUUGAUAAGUCUCCUUGGAAAGAUCGACAUCAGCACCGAUCAUUCAGAACAACUGUUGUUUCACCUGGCCAGAUUGUCCAGUUCAAGCUCUCUGACAUUGGAGAAGGAAUCACUGAGGUGACUGUCAAAGAAUGGUAUGUAAAAGAAGGUGACAGUGUGUCUCAGUUUGACAGCAUCUGUGAGGUGCAAAGUGACAAGGCCUCAGUUACAAUCACCAGUCGUUAUGACGGUGUCAUUAAAAAACUCCAUUAUAACUUAGACGAAGUUGCCUAUGUGGGAAAACCUUUGGUGGACAUAGAAACAGAUGUCUUAAAAGAUGUGGCUUCUGAAGAGGAUGUGGUAGAGACACCUGCUGUGUCCCAUGAAGAACAGACACACCAGGAAAUUAAAGGCCACAAAACCUUGGCCACCCCAGCUGUUCGCCGCCUUGCCAUGGAAAACAAUAUUAAACUGAGCGAAGUUGUUGGGACAGGGAAAGAUGAUCGCAUCCUCAAAGAAGACAUUCUUAAUUAUUUGGCCAAGCAGACAGGAGCUAUUUUACCUCUGUCACCCAAACCUGAAAGAAUCCCAACAUUGCCAAAAACUGUCCCUGUGCCUGACAAAUUAGAAGGAAAGAUAUCUAAGAUUCCAGCGCCUGUUUCCAUACGCAUAGAUGUUUCAGGGAAAGAUAAAACAGAGGCCUUAUCAGGGUUCCACAAGGCAAUGGUGAAGACCAUGACUGUUGCGUUGAAAAUUCCUCACUUUGGUUAUUGUGAUGAAGUUGAUCUAACACAACUCAUCAAGCUGAGGGAAGAGUUAAGAUCAGUAGCAGAAGCACGGGGAGUUAAACUGUCUUUCAUGCCCUUCUUUAUAAAGGCAGCUUCUUUGGGUUUAUUACAGUACCCUAUUCUUAAUUCUUCCUUGGAUGAAAACUGUCAAAACAUCACCUACAAGGCUUCUCAUAACAUUGGAAUUGCUAUGGAUACAGAACAAGGAUUGGUUGUCCCUAAUGUAAAAAAUGUUCAAGUCCAUAGCGUAUUUGAAAUUGCUUCUGAAUUAAACCGCUUACAGAAAUUGGGAUCCAUGAACCAGUUGGGAACGAAUGACCUCACAGGGGGAACAUUCACACUCUCUAAUAUUGGCACAAUUGGUGGUACCUAUGCCAAACCAGUGAUACUACCUCCUGAAGUAGCCAUUGGCGCUCUUGGAAGAGUACAAGUCCUUCCUCGAUUUAACCAUGAAGGUGAUGUCUUUAAAGCACACAUAAUGAAUGUGAGUUGGUCUGCUGAUCACAGGAUCAUUGAUGGUGCAACCAUGGCCAGGUUUUCUAACUUGUGGAAGUCAUACCUGGAGAAUCCUACUUCCAUGCUGCUGGAUCUGAAGUAGUCAAUGGCCAGUUGGAUCUUUUAAUUUGGAGAUGAUAUCAAGCUAGCUAUGCUAGCAAGUGUCUUAGUACAUUUCUAAAUUCACUUUUACAUAGUGAGACUGAUCAGUCCUUUUAGAUUACUGGUCCAUGUAUUGAUUUACUCUGUUACAUUAUGUUCAAAUAAAUAUUUUAGCAAUAUGUUAUUUGGCUAGGUGGUGUUCUAGGUUAUGGGGCAAGAUGCCCUGAGUAGGGCAAUGGUAAACUUAAAUGAGAAAAUUACAGUGUUCUUCUCCAACAUUACCGGAAGAAAGUUGCUGAUGUUAUUUGCAAUACUUUUGUUUAAACUGCCUGCAUUGUUUAUAAAAUGAAUUAUAUUAACAGUUGUUUGGGGAAAAGACUUUCUUUUUGACAAAACAUAAAAAGGUGUUAGAAUAUCUAAUGCAAUUCAUGUACAAAUUAUAAUAAUAUAAAAUGCCUUCAUGAUUGUUUGAAAUAAUUCAAGCCAGCUUCAGCAUUGUGUUUGGACAUGUGAACGUUUACCUGAAGGAACUACUGAAAAAGGACAAGAGGUAGAAAGGUCAAUUUUUGAAAAAAAAAUGAAUACUUCUCCCUGUUUAAAAAUUGGGAUCAAAAAUGGUAGCUGGCAUCAGUUAAAGGAUUUUUAUCCUAGAGCACUGGGAUUCACACUCCUUUUUCCCCUCCCCUGCAUGCUCAUUUGUAGACUUAAAUGUAUUGUGUGUGUUGACCCUAAGAGUGGAUACAGCAUCAGAUGCCAGAAGAUGCUGGGUUGGGUCUCUGCUAGGAGUGGCACUUUCCUCUGGCUCAAGGAACCUUCUGUUAAUAGCGAAAGAGCAUCUUGCUUUGGAGGAAAACUUCUUGGGCUGGAAGAACCUGAAUCGAAUCUCUGGUUGGUACCCAAGUUUGUGCUUUUAGACAAUGAACAGCCACUAAUGGUCAAGGUUAAAUGUAGCCUUAAAAGCCAUUUGUGUUUGUUUUAUGGGCUAGAAGUGAAACUUCCCUGACUUUAAAAGAAAGACAUUACAAAAAAAAAGGAAAAUAGUAAUGUGAACAAAAUGCUGAACAGAAACUUAGAUGUACAUAUAGGAACCUGACUUAAUCUUCUUUGAAGGUUGAUUUGGCUCAGUAUUCCUAAACUAAAUUUAUCAGUAAGCUGUAAAACAAAGAAAUAGACAGAAAAACAUUUGUGCAAUAUAAUAUGACAGGGAAAAGUUGUGGUAAGUACACUUUACAGUGUCCUCGUGCUUGGUGGGGAACAGCAGGGUGCCAUGAAGUUACUUAGGUAGCUAAAUGUAGAUUUCACAAUGGAACGGACCCAAUAGCUGCUCUGUGGGGCAUCUUGAGGACUUGAAAGCACAGGAAGUGGGCCUCUUCUUCCUGCCUGUUGAGAUUGCAAGCAGAAAAGAUCCAGUGUGCAUCUGGGAGCACAUUGGAGGGGUGAUACAGAGUCCUCCUGUUGUUACCUAACAAACACAUCCUUGAUGCAUAGAUGGAUCAAACACAAGUGCCUGUCUCUGUAUUUGUCGCUGUGAAGAUUAGGGGAAUGAGAGAGGUCAGCCGCUGCUUGCAUUUCCUGUACAGCCAUGAGAAAUUUUCUAUUUGCUUUGGCUGAUUCAGGCAUUAAUUAUGUUGAAUAAUUUUGAUUUGAUUUCUGUUCUUUAAUAAAUCAUGUUUUAUUACAA
This is a messenger RNA of Sphaerodactylus townsendi, 3228 nucleotides long. It is a transcript of the gene DBT, whose product is annotated as dihydrolipoamide branched chain transacylase E2. NCBI's taxonomy places the organism in Eukaryota, Metazoa, Chordata, Lepidosauria, Squamata, Sphaerodactylidae. Gene Ontology annotation, cellular component: mitochondrion; cytoplasm. The transcript has 11 exons. The record is from RefSeq and is a predicted model, not a curated record. Bases 67 to 1548 code for a protein of 493 amino acids. Gene Ontology annotation, molecular function: lipoic acid binding; acetyltransferase activity.